AUGGGAGAUGACUUUCACUUGACUCCCCGCCAGAUCUGGGCGAAUCCAACACCGACUACGACAAAGACUUAUUCGCCGGGCUGUACGCCAGUCGUUUUGCCCAGUAAUGGAAUCGUAUGGCUCAACAAUUCAUAUCCUAUUACCCUCACUGAAAAUGCUGUGUUUGAGCCUGUCUGUACGGGCUCUCCAACCGACGGGGUUCACAUCUCCGCCGUUCUCGAUACUCGCGACCCAUUCUAUUCCUCCAUUACCCCACAGCUCUAUGCUAUCGGCUGCGCCACUGUCGUUAGCUAUCUCCUCGUCAUUAUUCUGCUUAUCACACCGCGCACAUUCUACGUUGGUGGUCCCGGUGGCGGGGCCAAUUUCCUCAGUCGCCAUGGUAUGAUCAGUGGGUCGUAUAGCGGGAACUCGUCGGUGGUUGGAGUCGGUGGACGGCCAUGGCUGCAAAAAGUGGCUGCGAUUUUGGUUGCAAUCUCAUUGACUAUUGCUACGGUCGAUUCCUUCCGAGUCGCUGAGCGGCAAUACAACUAUGGGUUCUCCGAUGCCGAGGCGCUUUCCGAGGAGGUUAUUGAUGGACUGGAAAUUCGCAUCGUGCGCGUUAUAUCGAGCACGUUCCUUUGGCUCGCGCAGGUUCAGACAUUGAUUCGAUUAUUUCCCCGACAUAAGGAGAAAGUCAUGAUCAAAUGGGCAGGGUUUGCGUUGAUCGUCCUGGAUACGACUUUUAGCAGUUUGGAGAAUUUCUGGGUGAGGAACUCAUCCACGAGACCUAGACUUUACGACGAUGCGAUCCCUGCUCUGAGUUACUUGUUUGAGUUGUCGCUUAAUCUUCUCUACGCCGCUUGGGUCAUCUUCUACUCUAUAUCCAAGCACCGAUACGCUUUCUUUCACCCCAAGAUGCGCAAUAUCUGCUUGGUGGCGCUUCUAUCGUUAUGCGCUAUUCUAAUACCGGUCGUAUUCUUUGUUAUGGAUAUUGCCAAACCGGAAAUUGCUGGCUGGGGUACCUAUAUUCGAUGGGUAGGUUCUGCAGCGGCCAGUGUGGUGGUAUGGGAGUGGGUGGAACGCAUUGAGGCGUUGGAACGCGAUGAAACCAAAGACGGAAUUCUAGGACGCGAGGUCUUCGACGGGGAUGAAAUGCUUGAAGUCACCCCUUCGGAAGAAGUUGACUGGCCACGUUUCUCGCCCCAAGGACACGACCGAAGUGGCGGCAACGGUGCAUCAUCUGGAUGGGGAGGCGUGAUGGGUUUAGCCCACCGUCCCUUAAGAGCUCGUGCUGGAUUGCCCCGAAGCAACCGAAACAAAGGCGCCAAAGCCUCAUCAAAUAACCGCGUCGCUGCGUCGAGGCAGCAGGGUUCACGCCAGAACCGGCCCACACCACCACCAGCGGCGAUCACACCAGUUAGCCGUGCAGAUACUACGAGUGCAGCAAGCACAGUAUACAAUGUCCGGUAUCACCCAGUUGCCAGCCCUACGCCGCCUGCCGCAAUACCGGAUAUGGACGAGGAGGAGGAAUUCGACGAAGCCAAGGAGCUGGAACAAGGGGACUUACAAACUCCUGAUAUGAAUGGCCAUUCUCUUUCUACUCAAAACACCCGCGAGCAGUCACCGCAGAUUGUCCAGACCGACCCGCGAUGGCAUGUCAUUCUCAAUCCAUUCAAGAGGCGACGUGCAUCUCUGCCCAAAGAAGUGGCGUCUGCACAGGCCGGCGAAGAAUUCUCAAACCACAGACCAUCUGCUGCGUUGGGUGAGGAGGCAGAGGCAGAGACAAACGCUGCCCGGUCGCGAACUGAUAAUUUCUUUUCUAUCUACCGUAAAGGGCGACUAAGGGCUGGGCUACAAAAUCCCGAUGGUUCGUUACCAGUCACCGUUAUCCCAGCCCGUCGGCGCGGCCAGCACACAUGGUCACCACAGAAUCGACUGUUGGAGGAAGCCCAGCCAGCGGGAGAGAGCCGGCCCAUCCAACCCCCUCCACAACACGAAACAUCCUCUCGCCGGUCCAAUUUACCUGUGCGGGUUAUUCCCAAUCAACCACAGGCGUCCGCCCCAUGGACGGAGGCAGACGUGGAGCGAGGAGGCGGGGACUAUGUGCUACACUAUGACCCCGAAGCUGCGGCGCUGGUCAACGAGGAUGUCAACCCUUUGGAUCAUCAUGAUCGUGUCAUCACUUAUGACCAACGCAGCUGGACUGAUACAACAUACUCGGAAGACCGGAAUGAUGUGUCACUUGAAGAUGAAGAGCAACCGGUCGAACCACACAUACAACCCGGACCGGAGCACAGACGUUCCGACGAACAGCAUGGCCGAAACUCUUCAUCAAACUCCGCACGAGAGUGA
Messenger RNA from Penicillium paradoxum, 2331 nucleotides. RefSeq names its product PalH/RIM21 family protein. Gene Ontology annotation, cellular component: plasma membrane. Gene Ontology annotation, biological process: cellular response to pH. Lineage: Eukaryota; Fungi; Ascomycota; Eurotiomycetes; Eurotiales; Aspergillaceae. The record is from RefSeq and is a predicted model, not a curated record. The transcript is spliced from 2 exons. Bases 1 to 2331 code for a protein of 776 amino acids.